CAGGACACGUUGUCGCAGCAAAAUCAGCUCGAUCUUGCGUCCUCCUACAUAAAGCAACUGAGAGAGAGAAUAGAGAAUUUGAAGGAGAGGAAGGAGAAAGCAAUGAGGUCACAAUUAGGGAUGGAUGCUAAUAGUACUAUCGAUGCCGAUAAUGCUAUGAUGGUGAGAUCAAGAUUGCCAGUUAUUGAAUUAAAAGACUCAGGUUCAGUUAUAGAAGUGAUGCUGAUCAGUGGGUUGAACAAGAACUUCAUGUUAUAUGAAGUGAUUGGUGUUCUUGAGGAAGAAGGAGCAGAAGUUAUCAGCGCUAGC
Molecule: messenger RNA, 309 nt
Organism: Prunus mume (Japanese apricot)
Lineage: Eukaryota; Viridiplantae; Streptophyta; Magnoliopsida; Rosales; Rosaceae
Source: RefSeq, a predicted model, not a curated record